Messenger RNA from Achroia grisella, 1509 nucleotides. RefSeq lists its product as uncharacterized. Bases 1 to 1509 code for a protein of 502 amino acids. The record is from RefSeq and is a predicted model, not a curated record. Lineage: Eukaryota; Metazoa; Arthropoda; Insecta; Lepidoptera; Pyralidae. The transcript has a single exon.
AUGCCAACUGUUCUUGUAUCUAAGUGGUCAGAUUAUAGUUACACAUUGUUACUAGAAAGAAAGAAAUCUAGAUUAGAAUUAUUAUCCGAAUUUCUAACUCAAGAAGCAGUAAAGAUUUCCACAACAUCUAACUUAUGCUUAAUAAAUGCACGCAGCGAUAAAUAUAAAAAUUAUGAUAAUAAUAUAAGUAGCAGAUCACAUUCUGUUUUAGUACUGAAUGAUAAGUGUCAAUACUGUCGUGUUUCAAGACACGAUUUAACAAAAUGUACGCAGUUUAAAAAAGCGCUAAGAAAAGAUAGAUGGCGAUACAUUAAGCGUAACAAUCUUUGUUACAAGUGUUUAUUGUCAAGUCAUGAGCGCGAAACAUGUCCGGCGCCCGUCUGCGAUAAAGAUGGCUGCGGCGGAGCGCACCACCGGCUUCUGCACUACCCCGUACCCACCGGGUGCAGGACUAGCAACGUCACCGCCGAACAAGUGAACGAAUGUCCACCCGUGAGUGAAACUGUGACCCAUAUUAACGUAAAGAAUCAACAAGUGUUAUUAAAAGUAGUGCCGGUAAAAAUUCGUGGACCAUACGGUGUUAUUAAUACCACCGCCUUACUUGAUGACGGUUCAACUGUGUCGCUCAUAGCUACCAAUCUCGCUAACCGCGCGGGACUGAGCGGACCCAGCGACACAUUACGUAUGUGUGGUGCAUGGAAUAAUUCUGUAAAUUUAUGUAACACUACUGUUGUAACCUUUGAUAUUUUCUCUGUAAAUUCAUAUGAUAAUAAUGAUGUGUAUACUGUAAAAGCUCGUACCAUAAAUAAUUUAGAUUUGCCUAUACAAGAUUUAUCUACUGUUAAUUACAACUUGUAUAAAAAUUUGCGUAAAAUUAAAAAUGAAUUGUGUGUAAAAAAAUUUAAACCUGAAAUACUAUUAGGGCAGGAUAAUUAUCAUUUGUUAAUUCCUUUGCAAACUAGUUUAGGUAAUAAGAAUGAACCCGUCGCUACACGCACUCCCUUAGGUUGGUGUAUACAUGGUUGUUUAGGUAUACCGGAACAUAAACAAUCGUCCCACUCGACCCUCCGUAUCUCUGAGUUACACAGCUUACCAGUCGACGAGAGCGAGCGCAUGUUACGAGACAUUCAUGACGAGGUGCGACGGUCAUUCACCAUCGAGUCCAUGGGAGUGUCAGGUAAGCCACGGGAGAAUGCUAAUGAUAUCCGUGCCCUGACAGUGAUGGAGCAAACUGCUACACUCAUCAACGGCAGGUGGGAGGUUGGGCUACCAUGGAAAGAUGAAAGCUGCAGGAUGCCAAAUAGCUUCCCUAACGCUGUACGCAGAUUAAAAGGUACAGAAAAGAAAAUUAUGUUAAAUACGGAAUAUGGUAACAGGUAUGUCGAACGUGUUAAUCAUUUAUUACAAAAUAAUUAUGCCAGAGAGUUGGAAGACUGCAGUGUCUCGCCACGGACAUGGUACUUACCACAUUUUGGGGUAGACAACCCAAAUAAAAAAAACUACGUCUAG